Molecule: messenger RNA, 1362 nt
Organism: Diatraea saccharalis (sugarcane borer)
Lineage: Eukaryota; Metazoa; Arthropoda; Insecta; Lepidoptera; Crambidae
Source: the annotation of a GenBank genome assembly
UAAUUUAGGAACAGCAUUAUUCUCAUAACACUCAAGCAACAACGUGGCGCGCGAAGAAAGAGACGACUACAGUGAGCACAAUAGUUCUCUAAGCUUCGUAGUACACAUGACGACAUUGGCUGCGUCAUAGAAUAAUAAUCUGCGUAUGCGUUACGUUAUGAUCGCUUGCCACAAACCAUAAGCUGAAGAGAUAGCGGUUAAAAUUAUAAAGGCUUGGUCCAAGUAACAAAGUAAGGGUAAGCGAUUUUAAUUUUAAUAUUACCACUUCAAUAUUUCGUCCAUAAUAUAAAUAUGACACAUAACAAGUCAUUGUCGGAAUCAAAUUUAUUCGAGCAAAAUGAACACACGCCGCCCAAUUUUCUCUACCAACGAAAUAAAAGACCGAGAGAACAUGAUUGUGAAUCUGAAUUAAAAGAGUUUAAGGAGGAAAUGAAAGCAAUGAUAUCAAGUCUAAUGGCAACCCAACGUGAUGACAUCAAAAAGAUUUACCCUACAUUACUCGAAAUUAAAAAUACAAACGAUGAAAUCAAGAGUUCUGUGACAUAUCUUACAGCACAAAACAAAGAACUGGAAAAAGAGAUAGAACAGCUGGAGAUUCAAAAUAGAAAAGACAAAAGCUAUAUAUGUUUAUUGGAAAACAGGGUGGAAAAUCUGCAAAGGGAAAGUUUAAGAUCACACAUAGAAAUAAAAAAUGUCCCGAAAAUUACUAGGGAAAGUAGAGAAGAUUUGCUAAAUAUGAUCACAAAGUUAUCUAACACAAUCAAGUAUGACAUCAAGGAAAAAGAUAUAAAGGACAUAUACAGAGUACGGGAUCAAAAAGACAACACAAGAACUGUUAGUACAUUGGUGGUUGAAUUGGCAUCUACUAUGCAAAAGACUGAUUUACUCAAAUUAAUAAAAACCUACAAUAUUAAAAAUAAAGAAAAAUUAUGCGGGAAACAUCUGGAGUUAAUACAAUAUGAGAAAACGCCGAUUUAUGUAUCUGAAAAACUAACAGCGCUGGGAGCGCGCCUCUACUUCCUUGCUCGAGAUCUCACAAAAUCUAAGGCGUACAAGUUCUGCUGGACAAGCUUCGGAAAGGUCUAUGUAAGAAAGGAUGAGGCCUCACCGAUCAUUCUAAUCAAAAAUGAAUCUCAAGUAAACAGCCUCAUGCAGCAGAUAUGACUAGACGUAAGAUACCAAACUGAUACUUAUCUCGAACUAUCAACAUAUUCUGAUAGCUUAAUAAUUAAUAUUAUAAUAAGUAUUGUUUUUUUCGAAUACUUCUAUAAAUUUAAAAUAAGUAACAAAAUUGUUAAAAAUAGAAAUAUUGUAAAGUGCAUUUACACCCAGACUACAUACAUGAACACAAUCAUAACCAGG